Molecule: messenger RNA, 1189 nt
Organism: Anarrhichthys ocellatus (wolf-eel)
Lineage: Eukaryota; Metazoa; Chordata; Actinopteri; Perciformes; Anarhichadidae
Gene: sri
Product: sorcin
Exons: 8
Coding region: 280-834 (184 amino acids)
Molecular function (GO): calcium ion binding
Source: RefSeq, a predicted model, not a curated record
AAUGCAGCAGUAAAGGAAACGGGACAUUUAACAACCAUCUCAAAGAGCUACGUUUUGUGGCUGUUUUCCUCCCGGAGUCUGGUCGCUUCUCUCCGGCUUAUAUACACGUUCGGACCCGCUUCGUUGUUCCAGGAUCAUUUACAAAACGUUAUUAUCGAACGCUUCUGCUUUUUGGGGGGCGUUUGUGUUUUAUACGUGCAGCAGACACACCCUCUGGAGUAAAGGAGGUGUAAGCGCGGUAUUUUAUCUUGUUUCACUGUAGUUACAAUAUAUUUAGUUAUGGCAUAUCCAGGAUACGGUGCUGCACACGGUGGACACGCGAUGCUGCAGCAGGAUCCUCUCUACGGGUAUUUUUCCGCUGUAGCUGGACAGGAUGCACAGAUCUCAGCUGACGAGCUGCAGCGCUGCCUCACACAAUCCGGCAUCUCGGGCACAUACAAGCCCUUCAGCAUGGAGACCUGCAGACUGAUGGUCAGCAUGCUGGAUAGGGACCUUUCCAACAGCUUGGGCUUCAACGAGUUCAAGGAACUGUGGCAGGUUCUGAACGGCUGGAAGUCCACCUUCAUGUCCUACGACCGGGACCGCAGUGGGACGGUGGAGGGCAAUGAGCUGCAGCAUGCCUUAAACUCUAUGGGUUUUAAUCUGAGCCCUCAGGCCAUGAACAUCGUCAUGAAGCGCCACAGCUGCGGAGGCAGAAUCGCGUUCGACGACUUCGUGGGCUGUUGCACAAAACUACGAGCCCUGACUGAUCAAUUCAGAAGAAGAGACCAAAGACAAACUGGAGCGGCCACAUUUCAGUAUGAUGAUUUUAUCCAGGUCACCAUGAGCAUAUGAAGAAGAAGAAACCAAUCAGACGGGACACGCUGGCCCUUUAAAUCUUCUCAUAAACUUUCAUGUACUUUCAUUGUGUAUUUCUUAAUCAUUGUUGUAAAAACAGGAUUUAAAUGUCACUUUCACAUUCCUUCUUUUUUAAAACAAAGUCAUGUGUACUGUAACAAACUAAUACCCUCUGUACCAAUGACAACCCCCUGUAUUCUGGGUUAGCCCAUAGAGCUGCAUGAAUGCAAUGAAUAAACAUGUCCACCACAGGCUGGCUCCUUUGUUUACUCCCUCUGACAAUAGUUGAGUGUUUUUGUUUGUUUGUAUUCUUGAACUCAGAUGCAGAAUGAUUAAAACCGUGUCUGUUAAA